This is a messenger RNA of Dermacentor andersoni, 1422 nucleotides long. RefSeq names its product ribosomal protein L4 (gene RpL4). The record is from RefSeq and is a predicted model, not a curated record. Gene Ontology annotation, molecular function: structural constituent of ribosome. Gene Ontology annotation, cellular component: ribosome. Gene Ontology annotation, biological process: translation. NCBI's taxonomy places the organism in Eukaryota, Metazoa, Arthropoda, Arachnida, Ixodida, Ixodidae.
CCGGUCUGGAAAGUGUGUGCAUGUAUCAUUACGCCCUUUUUCGGCUCCGUCGUCGCCAUAUGCGCAGGCGAUAGGUAGUCUCCGUGACAUAAUCGCGUUUAAAAAUGGCGUACACCUUAGCGCGACCUUUGGUCAACGUUUACAAUGAGAAGAACGAGCUGUCCGGCGCCACCGUGGCGCUGCCGGCCGUCUUCAAGGCGCCCAUCAGGCCCGACAUCGUAAACUUCGUUCACAUGAACAUGGCGAAGAACAGCCGCCAGCCGUACGCCGUGUCGAAGGAAGCUGGGCACCAGACUUCCGCCGAGUCCUGGGGCACGGGCCGUGCUGUGGCGCGUAUUCCCCGCGUGCGCGGCGGAGGUACCCACCGCUCAGGCCAGGGUGCCUUUGGCAACAUGUGCCGUGGUGGCCGCAUGUUUGCACCGACCAAGACGUACCGCCGCUGGCACCGUCACAUCAACGUGGCACAGAAGCGCUACGCCAUCUGCUCGGCAGUGGCCGCCUCUGGAGUGCCAGGGCUGGUGCUCUCCAAGGGUCACAAGAUUGAGCAGAUCCCCGAGGUGCCGCUGGUGGUGAGCGACAAGGUGCAGGACCUCACCAAGACCAAGGAGGCUGUGCUGUUCCUCAAGAAAGUCAAGGCGUGGACCGACGUGGAGAAGGUGUACAAGUCUCGUCGUCUGCGUGCUGGCAAGGGAAAGAUGAGGAACCGCCGGCGCAUUCAGAGGCUUGGUCCACUUGUCAUCUAUGAAGCUGACCACGGCUUGACCCGCGCAUUUAGGAACAUUCCUGGUGUAGACACUCUACGCGUUGACCAGCUGAACCUGUUGAAGAUGGCGCCUGGUGGUCAUGUGGGUCGUUUCGUCAUUUGGACCGAGAGUGCUUUCCGGCGACUUGACAAGAUCUACGGCACAUGGAAGAAGCCCUCAUCCGAGAAGAAGAACUUCAAUCUGCCCAAGCCCCAGAUGACGAACUCAGAUAUUAACCGCAUACUCAAGAGUGAGGAAAUCCGUCACCUUCUUAGGGCACCGCAGAAACGCGUCGUCCGUCGCACCCAGAAGAAGAACCCGCUGAAGAACACCAAUGCAAUGUUGAGGCUCAAUCCAUAUGCGGCAGUGACUCGACGGGCUGCAAUCCUCUUGAACCAGAAGCGCAAGAUGAAGAGGCAGUUGCUGAUUGCUGAAAAGAAGGGAGUGAAGCUGGAUGAGAGCAAGCUGAAGCCGUGGCAGCUUGCACUGAAACAAUCUUUCGAGACUCGCCGGGCAGCUGCGAUCAAAAAGAGGGGUGGCAAGGUCAAGGACCCCGCUGCCUCGAAGAAGCCCACAAAGAAGGCUGGCGCCAAAGGCAAGGCCAAGAGCACAGCCAAGACAGCAGCGGCCAAGAAGUGAACCGAACUGUUUCACAUAAAAUAAAGAGAAUCCCUGCGCA